Molecule: messenger RNA, 1266 nt
Organism: Dictyostelium purpureum
Lineage: Eukaryota; Evosea; Eumycetozoa; Dictyosteliales; Dictyosteliaceae
Exons: 3
Coding region: 1-1266 (421 amino acids)
Biological process (GO): immune response
Cellular component (GO): lysosome
Molecular function (GO): cysteine-type endopeptidase activity
Source: RefSeq, a predicted model, not a curated record
AUGAGAGUUUUAUUAUUUUUAUGUUUAUUAUUAGUCAGCUUUGCCACUGCCAAACAACAAUUCUCUGAAUUACAAUACAGAAAUGCCUUCACCAAUUGGAUGAUCCAAAACCAAAGACAUUAUGCUUCAGAAGAAUUUGCCACCCGUUACAAUAUCUUCAAAGCUAACAUGGAUUACGUUCAAGAAUGGAACUCUAAAGGUAGUGAAACCAUCCUUGGUUUAAAUGCUUUUGCUGAUAUCACCAACCAAGAAUACAGAGCCAACUAUUUAGGUACUCCAUUUGAUGCCUCAAGCAUCGUUGGUACUGAAACCGAAAAAAUCUUUGCCGCUCCAGCUGCUACCGUUGAUUGGAGAACUAAAGGUGCUGUCACCCCAAUUAAAAAUCAACAACAAUGUGGUGGUUGUUGGUCAUUCUCAACUACUGGUUCAACUGAAGGUGCCCACCAAAUUUCAACUGGUAACCUCGUUUCAUUAUCUGAACAAAAUUUAAUCGAUUGUUCAGGUUCAUACGGUAAUGACGGUUGCAAUGGUGGUUUAAUGACCUUAGCUUUCGAAUACAUCAUCAACAACAAAGGUAUUGAUACUGAAAGUUCAUACCCAUACACUGCUGAAACUGGUACUGUUUGUAAAUUCAAAACCGCAAAUAUUGGUGCCACUUUAUCAUCAUACAACAAUGUUACCUCAGGUUCAGAAUCAUCAUUAGAAUCAGCUGCCAACGUUAACCCAGUUUCAGUUGCCAUCGAUGCUUCACACAACUCUUUCCAAUUAUAUUCAUCAGGUAUCUAUUAUGAACCAGCCUGUUCAACCACUCAAUUAGAUCACGGUGUUUUAGUUGUUGGUUACGGUAGCGGUUCAUCAGGUUCAGGUUCAUCACAAAACGGUUCAUCACAAUCAGAAUCAUCACAAUCUGAAUCAUCACAAUCUGGUUCAUCCCAAUCAGGUUCACAAUCUGGUUCACAAUCAGGUUCACAAUCAUCUGGUUCACAAUCUGGUUCACAAUCAGGUUCACAAUCAGGUUCACAAUCUGGUUCAGGUUCAUCAUAUUCUGGUUCACAAUCAGGUUCACAAUCAGGUUCAUAUUCUGGUUCACAAUCUGGUUCACAAUCUGGUUCACAAUCAGGUUUACUUCAAUCAGGUUCAGGUAACUACUGGAUCGUUAAAAACUCAUGGGGUACCGGUUGGGGUAUGGAAGGUUACAUUUUAAUGUCAAAAGAUCGUAACAAUAACUGUGGUAUUGCUUCAAUGGCCUCAUACCCAAAAGUUUAA